Sphenostylis stenocarpa is the source of this 855-nucleotide messenger RNA. Lineage: Eukaryota; Viridiplantae; Streptophyta; Magnoliopsida; Fabales; Fabaceae. The record is from the annotation of a GenBank genome assembly.
AUGGAGUCUGGACGGCUUUUCUUUGAUGCCUGUGCUUCUCGCGGGAACACCAACAUGCUCUUCCUCGGCAACACUGAACUCGCUUUUCGAGGGAGAUCGAUGAUGAGCUUGGAGGAAGCCUCGAAGAGGCGACCUUUCUUCACCUCACCAGAUGAACUGUAUGAUGAGGAGUAUUAUGAGAAGCAGAUGCCGGAGAAGAAGCAUCGCCUCAGUUCUGAACAGGUCCAUCUGUUGGAGAAGAGCUUUGAGGAAGAGAACAAACUGGAGCCUGAUAGGAAGACCCAGCUGGCUAAGAAGCUGGGAUUGCAACCAAGGCAAGUGGCUGUGUGGUUUCAGAACCGCAGGGCUCGAUGGAAGACCAAACAGCUUGAAAGGGAUUAUGAUGUUCUCAAGUCUUCAUACGAUACCCUACUUUCAUCCUAUGAUUCAAUUAUGAAGGAGAAUGAGAAACUCAAAUCUGAGGUGGUAUCCUUAAAUGAGAAGCUUCAAGUUCAAGCUAAAGAGGUGCCUGAGGAACCAUUAUAUGACAAGAAAGUUGAUCCACUUCCAGCAGAAGAUAUUGCUCCAAUUUUCAGCACAAGGGUGGAGGACCACCAGAGUAGUGGAUCUAUUGGAAGUGCAGUGGUGGAUGAGGGCAGUCCACAGCUGGUCGUUGACAGUGUUGAUUCGUACUUUCCAGCUGACAACUACGGUGGCUGUGUGGGCCCAGUUGAAAGGGUUCAGUCAGAGGAGGAGGAUGGGAGUGACGAUGGGAGGAGUUACAUGGAUGUUUUUGUGGUAUCUGAAACUGAGAAUCAAAACCAUGAGGAAGGAGAGGCAUUGGGUUGGUGGACCAAUAUGUAUUAUGUUGGAUAA